AGAGGUGACGUCAGUGGUUUAUUCACAGCCGCAUACAAACGGCGUUCCAUAGCAUAGCAGACAUAGGGGUCCCUCCCUACUCCAAGUCCAGAAUUGUGCAGCCGGUGCGUCAACAUGACUUCCACCCUUUGAAUGGAUGUCCUUUUAAAUGUAUAUUUCUGCUGAAUAGUCGACUUGCUGCGUUUUCCGAGGAGGGUAGAGAUUGACCUAACUCAACCAGCAUUCACGGGUGCGGCAUCUGUUUGCCUCCGACAGGCACAGAGCGACCCGGCGCUUCUCCUGUUGUAGCACAGCUGGCUAGCAGGAUCUUGACAGUUGUGAAUUUCCAUCAGCGGCGAAGAUGGCGGACCCGGCCGAGUGCACCAUCAAAGUGAUGUGCCGUUUUAGACCAUUGAACAGUUCAGAGGUGGCAAGAGGGGAUAAAUACAUACCAAAGUUUACAGGGGAGGAUCAAGUGUCUAUCUCGGGUAAACCGUUCAUGUUUGACCGAGUGUUCGGGUCCAAUACGACGCAGGAGCAGAUGUACAAAGCCUCUGCUCAAAAGAUUGUUAAAGAUGUCCUUGAGGGCUACAACGGGACUAUAUUUGCCUUUGGGCAGACAUCGUCUGGAAAAACACACACCAUGGAGGGUAUCCUCCAUGACCCGGAUGGUAUGGGGAUCAUCCCCAGAAUAGUCCAGGACAUCUUCAACUACAUCUACUCAAUGGACGAGAAUCUGGAGUUCCACAUCAAGGUUUCAUAUUUUGAAAUUUACCUGGACAGGAUCAAGGACCUACUGGAUGUAACAAAGAACAACCUGUCUGUACACGAGGAUAAAAACAGGGUGCCCUAUGUCAAGGGGUGUACCGAGCGCUUUGUUUGCAGCCCCGAGGAGGUCAUGGAUACUAUUGACGAGGGCAAAUCCAACCGACACGUGGCCGUCACAAACAUGAAUGAGCACAGCUCCAGAAGUCACAGUAUCUUCCAGAUCAACGUGAAGCAGGAGAACACUGCUACAGAGCAGAAACUCAGCGGCAAGCUCUACCUUGUCGAUCUGGCCGGUAGCGAAAAAGUGGGUAAAACUGGAGCUGAGGGAGCGGUGCUGGAAGAAGCUAAAAACAUCAACAAAUCCCUGUCUGCGCUGGGCAACGUCAUCUCUGCCCUAGCCGAAGGCUCGACCUAUGUCCCUUACAGAGACAGUAAGAUGACCCGUAUCCUGCAGGACUCUCUGGGUGGUAACUGUAGGACCACCAUGGUCAUCUGUGCCUCGCCCUCCGCCUACAACGAGGCUGAGACAAAGUCCACACUGAUGUUCGGACAGCGAGCUAAGACCAUUAAGAACACAGUGUGUCUGAAUGUGGAGCUGACGGCAGAACAGUGGAAGAAAAAGUAUGAAAGAGAGAAGGCGAAGAACACAACCCUGAGGGGCACCGUCACCUGGCUGGAGAACGAACUCAACCGCUGGAGAAAUGGUGAGAGUGUUCCGGUGGAGGAGCAGUUUGACAAGGAGAAGGCUAACGCUGAGGUCCAGGCUCUAGACAACGUGGUGAACAAUGAGAAGAUGGCACCCACACCCAACAUUCCAGGGGUUAAACUGACCGACGCAGAGAAGGAGAAGUGUGAGGCUGAGCUGUCUAAACUCUACAAGCAGCUGGAUGAUAAGGAUGAUGAGAUCAACCAGCAGAGCCAGCUGGCAGAGAAACUAAAGCAGCAGAUGCUGGACCAGGAGGAGCUGUUGGCCUCAUCACGUCGCGACCACGACAACCUGCAGGUAGAGCUGAACCGUCUGCAGUCUGAAAAUGAGGCGUCUAAGGAGGAGGUGAAGGAGGUGCUACAGGCCCUGGAGGAGCUGGCUGUUAACUAUGACCAGAAGAGCCAGGAGGUGGAGGACAAGACUAAGGAGUUUGAGGCUCUCAGCGAGGAGCUUAACCAGAAAUCGAGUAUCCUGGUGUCCAUUGACUCUGAGCUGCAGAAGCUGAAGGAGAUGACCAACCACCAGAAGAAGAGGGUCACUGAGAUGAUGUCAUCGCUGCUCAAAGAUCUGGCUGAGAUCGGCAUCGCUGUGGGCAGCAAUGACAUCAAGCAACAGGAGGGGAGUGGUCUGAUAGACGAGGAGUUCACGGUGGCACGUCUGUACAUCAGUAAGAUGAAGUCGGAGGUGAAGACCAUGGUGAAACGCAGCAAACAGCUGGAGAGCACUCAGGCUGAGAGCAUCGAGAAGAUGGACGAGAAUGAGAAGGAGCUGGCCUCCUGUCAGCUACGCAUCUCCCAGCACGAGGCUAAGAUCAAGUCCCUGACAGAGUACCUUCAGAACGUGGAGCAGAAGAAAAGACAGCUGGAGGAGAACGUAGACUCUUUGAAUGAGGAACUGGUCAAGAUCAGCGCUCAGGAGAAAGUUCAGGCUAUGGAGAAGGAAAAUGAGGUCCAAACUGCCACCGAAGUCAAGGAGGCGGUUGAGCAUCAGAUCCAGUCUCACCGCGAGGCCCAUCAGAAACAGAUCAGCAGCCUGAGAGACGAGCUAGACAACAAGGAGAAACUCAUCACUGAGCUCCAGGAUCUGAACCAGAAGAUCAUGCUGGAACAGGAGCGUCUGCGGGUGGAGCACGAGAAACUCAAAUCCACCGACCAGGACAAGAGCCGCAAGCUGCACGAGCUCACGGUGAUGCAGGACAGGAGAGAGCAGGCCAGACAAGACCUGAAGGGACUGGAGGAGACUGUGGCUAAGGAGCUCCAGACUCUCCACAACCUCAGAAAACUGUUUGUUCAGGACCUGGCUACCAGAGUCAAGAAGAGCGCUGAGAUGGACUCAGAUGAUACAGGGGGCAGUGCUGCUCAGAAACAGAAGAUCUCCUUUCUGGAGAACAACCUGGAACAGCUUACAAAGGUCCACAAACAGCUGGUGCGUGAUAAUGCAGACCUGCGCUGUGAGCUUCCUAAACUGGAGAAGCGUCUGCGUGCUACGGCUGAGCGGGUCAAGGCACUGGAGUCGGCCCUGAAGGAGGCCAAAGAGAACGCCGCACGCGACCGCAAACGCUACCAGCAGGAGGUGGACCGCAUCAAAGAGGCCGUCAGGGCCAAGAACAUGGCCAGGAGGGGCCACUCUGCUCAGAUCGCCAAACCCAUUCGGCCUGGCCAACCCCCUGUGGCGUCUCCCACCCACCCCAAUGUCAACCGGACAGGACUCUUCAACAGCCAGCCCACCGGCAUCAGAGGAGGAGGGGCCAAGCAAUGAGUGGAUAAGAACUUCUGAAGAAGAAGAUAAACAUAAUCACAGUCAGAUGAAGAUUCAAAGAUCACCCACAGGAGCUGGCAUUCCACUUGACAGAACUGUCACAUGGGACAAUUCUUCCAGUAUCAAUGUUUAUUUAUAUAUGUAUAAGAUAUAUAUAUAUAUGUAAGAAAUAGACACAGGCUGUACAGUUCUUUUUCAUGAUUCUUUUUGUUUUCAUGUAUGAAUGAAAUUGGUUUCCUUACAAAACAAAAGAGAACACGGACAGAGAACAAACAAAAUAAAUUAAAUGGUGCAAUCUUGGCGCCUCGCGAAAUGAACAUGUAAUUAAUAAUGCGUAGCUCUUCCAUUUUUUAUCUAUCGCACAGCAGUUUGUCCAUUAAUGUCCUAAAAGUUUGAGUCUGCAUUGUGCCAAGUUUAAAUGUAUGUCGUCGCAGGUUCUCUAAAAACAAAUAACACACUAAAAGGUUGGAAUCCGUUGAGAAGCAUCCUAGCCUGAUUUUUAUGUACAGUAUAUCAUCAAAUUAUCCCUCCUGUCUAGAUCAAUACAGCUUAUUUUAAAGUUUAAAGGUUCAAAAACACACUACUGGCCUCUAUUGUACAGUUAGCAUAAGCACUGAACUGUUUUCUCUUCACUUUGACAUUUGUUUCUUUUGGGGCUACAAUGCUGUGGUAGAGCACAUCUUCACGACCAUGCAAAGGUAGUGCACUAAAUGGGGAGUAGGGUGCCAUUUGAGUCAUUCAGUUUUUAAAGAACUGUGAAGAAUGGCAGACAAAUGCGAAAAAUGUAGAUUUUGUCAUGUAUUACAAAAUUAAGCUGCUUCAAUAUCAUACCUAUGUCCAAGAUAUCCAGUCAAUGUUGAUAUACUGUAUGAUGAAAUUAUAAUGGUCGACGGUUUCUACAAUGGUCUAAGGUUUCUUAGCAAUGUAUGUAUAUCAAUAUUAGCAUAUGCAAGUGACUUGUAUGCCAUUUGGGGAAAAACUGCAAAAAUGCAACACCCAUGUGUACCUCUAUCAAUGAAGAGAAAAGUAUAUCGGUGGAAGGGUUGCUUCUUGGACCACAAAAAGAUUGUUGUAAAUGGUUGACUGAUCAGGUCUAAUCAUGAGUUCUUCCUUUAUUCCUGAUGCAUUUCACAAGUUGAUGAUUUUUGGCACUGUGCCAGCUAUCCCUCCACUGCAUCUAUUAAAUGAAAAUGCUCUAUCUGGAAGAUGACGUUUACACAAAUGUCCUGUAACGAAAUUAAAGAAAUGGGAUGACCUGAUUUUCCAUUGGUCUUUGUGGAAUAGUUUGAGAGACAAGGGGCCAUGAAAUAUUUACCCCUACACUUGAGUUCGACCAAUCAUGAGUUUCAUUAUUUUGAUGUGCGCAAAUUUUGUUUCUGUGCCUACUGCCGAUGCAUAGUUGAUAGUGUGGGCAUACAUUGGAGGGAUUUUCUGUUUUUCCUUUAUUUUUCCAUUUUUUUCUUUGUCUGUGUGCCCAAAUCUGUCAACAUGAGUCGCCGACUAUUCAACAACCCAAAUGUUUCAUAUUCUGACACCACUGCACAGGCUAACGAGGCCGGGCUUGCUUGGGGUGGUGAAUUCGGAUAUGCGGCUACACUCCAAUGUCCAAAAUACACUGCAUUGCUUCAUUCUAAGUAAACUUUUCUCCUAAUUGCGCAUUGGGAUGAAGUGUCUAGUGAAUGAGAUUACAUUCUAAGUGGUAUGCUAAUGCAGAUAUAGGAAUAGAGCCUGUGUCUAAUCCAAGUAGUCAGUCUUCAUCAUGCCAUCCUUCCUGUACUACAGUAGAUGGAUGCCAACUAUGAGUUAUUUACUGCUGUGCUGGCUGUAGGUAGGGUAUGAGGUUUAGACUAUUUGUUUUUUACUUCCUAAAUUAUGUUUUUUGUUUUGUUUACCAUUGUUAUUGAUUUUCUUUUUGUAUCCUCCAUCAGAAAAUGAAAUGAUCCAAAAUAUCUUUCCCAUAAUGUGUAAAACAAACUCUGAUGCAUCUGUAUAGCAAUGACUGUAAUAGUCCAGUGCUGUAAAGACCUGACUAAAGUGAGUGCAAUGUGGAUCAUGUUAUUGAUGAGGCAUUGCUACUGAUCAGUUAUUGUGAGGGAGAUGGAUCUAAAACAAAGUAAAACAUACUAAAAUGAACAAAAGUCUCCUGGCUUUUGGUUUGUCAUUUAUCAUUAUCAGGAUGUGAUCUUUGAAGUUGAAAUUUAACCUAAAGCACUUUUUAAAUGUAUCUUGGAUUAUAACUGUAACCUUCCCUUAAGGAGAUAUUAAAUGCCAUCUGUUUCUUUUCUGCAACAAAAAUAAAACAAGUGAAGCAUC
Messenger RNA from Salvelinus fontinalis (brook trout), 5524 nucleotides. RefSeq names its product kinesin-1 heavy chain. Gene Ontology annotation, molecular function: ATP binding; microtubule binding; microtubule motor activity. Gene Ontology annotation, biological process: microtubule-based movement. Bases 341 to 3211 code for a protein of 956 amino acids. The transcript has 25 exons. The record is from RefSeq and is a predicted model, not a curated record. Lineage: Eukaryota; Metazoa; Chordata; Actinopteri; Salmoniformes; Salmonidae.